Girardinichthys multiradiatus is the source of this 3491-nucleotide messenger RNA. Its product is annotated as gastrula zinc finger protein XlCGF57.1-like. Gene Ontology annotation, molecular function: RNA polymerase II cis-regulatory region sequence-specific DNA binding; DNA-binding transcription factor activity. The record is from RefSeq and is a predicted model, not a curated record. The coding region runs from base 410 to 2017 and encodes 535 amino acids. NCBI's taxonomy places the organism in Eukaryota, Metazoa, Chordata, Actinopteri, Cyprinodontiformes, Goodeidae. The transcript is spliced from 2 exons. Gene Ontology annotation, biological process: regulation of transcription by RNA polymerase II.
GACUUUCUAGGAGCGUUAGCUUUGCUAUGUUGUUGUGUAUGAGCUGAAUAUUUGUGUACUAAUAUGCGUCCUCGGUGAUCCCAUCGUAUCCGGGCAGCACUAAAUGCUGGUGUGAACGCACUCGCCACCGUCAUAGUUGCCCUGGGACACUUGUUAUAUCUGCAUUAAUUUGGCGGUCUGAACGCAGUCCGUCCUGGGACAGACUGGAGGACCACCCGCUGACCCGACGUGACUCCACCAGAGCAGGAGAGUUAUCUGGACGGGUCCCUAUCAAAACUAACAUCUAAAGAGAUUGAAUAGCUAUCUGUAGUCUCUAAAUACAGUUGCUUUUUUUAUUUUUUAGAAUCGCCCUCAGUCAAGUUCUCUCAGCCGUCUGGAUUUUACUGAUCACUGGAAAUCAGUGGGCUGUAUGGACCAACCACAGCAUUAUGUCUCAAAGAAGGGGAAGUUCUGGAUCUGGGAUAGAAAUUCCAGUUUGGGCCUUGAGGAUGCUCAGCUGAUGGAGGAGGACCAGCAUGAAUUUGAUCAACAGAUCAAAGAGGAAGAGGAGGAACCAGAACCAGUACAGAUAAAGUAUGAACUGGAAAAAACAGAACAUCUACAAGUAAAGGAUGAACAGGAUGAAAACAAACCUCCACAGAUAAAUGGCAAACAGGAAGUAGUAGAAGCUCCUUUGAUAAGUGAGAAUCAGGAAGAAACAAAACCUUUCCAAACUAAAACAGAAAUGGAGCAACCAGAAACUCCACAGAUAAAGGAUGAACAGGAGGAACUCUGCCUCAGUCUUGAGAAGGAACAUCUUAAACUGAAGCAGGAGAUUGAACCAAUCAUGUUAAAUCCUACAUACAAGGAAAGGGGAAACAGGGAACCAGAUGUAAAUGGAGUCCAACUGUCUUUCCUAGUCUCCACUAAACCUGAGAACCAAAACCAGGAAAAGAAAUAUUACAAAGACAUAGGAUCAAGUAGUAAGAGGAGUCGGGAAAUCAGAGAUCUCUGUAACAACACAGAGGAAUCAACUGUAAAAAUACAAAAGAAAUGGCAAAUGAAUGAGAACCUUUCUUCUUGUAAACUUUGUGGUAAAUAUUUAAAUCGGACUUCUUUGGCUGAACACAUGAGAAUUCACACAGGUGAGAAGCCGUUCCCAUGUUUGACCUGUGGAAAAGAUUUUAGUGUAAGGCAAAGUUUAUCUCAGCACAUGAGAAUUCACACAGGUGAGAAGCCUUUCUCAUGUUUGACCUGUGGAAAACGUUUUAGCCUAAGACAACGUUUAUCUGAGCACAUGAGAAUUCACACAGGUGAGAAGCCUUUCUCAUGUUUGACCUGUGGAAAAGGUUUUAGCGUGAGAAAAAGUCUAUGCCAGCACAUGAGAACUCACACAGGUGAAAAGCCUUUCUCAUGUUUGACCUGUGGAAGAAGUUUCUCCGACAAAGGAGCAUUAACUAAGCACAUGAGAACCCACACAGAUGAGAAGCCUUUCUCAUGUUUGACUUGUGGGGAAUACUUUAGGCAAAAAGGUCAUUUAACUCAGCACAUGAGAACUCACACAGGUGAGAAGCCUUUCUCAUGUUUGACCUGUGGGAAAUGUUUUAGCGUAGGACCAAGUUUAUCUCGGCACAUGAAAACUCACACAGACGAAAAGCCUUUCUCAUGUUUGAUCUGUGGAAAAAGUUUCAAACUUAGAGGAACGUUAAGUCAACACAUGAUAACUCACUCAGAUGAGAAGCCUUUUAUAUGUUUGACCUGUGGAAAAUGUUUUAGCAUAGGACCUAGUUUAUCUCGGCAUAUGAGAACUCACUCAGAUGAGAUGCCUUUCUCAUGUUUGACCUGUGGAAAAAGUUUCAAACUAAGAGGAACAUUAAGUCAGCACAUGAGAACUCAUACAGACGAGAGGCCUUUCUCAUGUUUGACCUGCGGAAAAAGUUUCAAACUAAGAGGAACGCUAAGUCAGCACAUGAGAACUCACAGAGGUGAAAGAUUUUCUCCUACUUUGGAAAACGUUUCUUUAACAGAAGUAAUUUGACUGUUCAUUUCAGAAUUCACUCAGGUGAAAAGCUUUUCUAAUGUGUGAUGUGUGGAGACGUUUUAGCAAUAGAAGAAAUUUAGCUGGUCACAGGAGAACACACUCAGGUGAGAAGCCAGAUGCAUCAUUUCUGAAGAAUGUUUUAGGUAAAGAGGAGUUUUAUUUUGACAUGAGAUCUCACACUCAGAUAAAGAAACAUUUCUCAUGCUUGUAGAGAUUUCCCAGGUGAGAAAUUUCUUUCAAGCUGGAAGAGGACCUUUUCUGACUGAAUCAGUUUUUCGCUCUUAAGCAUUUGACCUGUCAUUCAAUGUUAGAUACCCUUUCCAUUGUGUUGAAAUGAAAUAACAUGCAUACUGGGGAUGAAAAGGACUAAGAAACCACUUUCUCAUCUGAGGAAUAAAAAUUGGCUUGGGGAAAACAAAUGACCGAUAGGACAUUAAAAAGAAGAACAGCCUACCAUUUUAUCCAAGAUAUUAUAUAUAGCUUAGCUUGGACUCCUCGUGUCUCUCCAGUGAAGAAGCAGGCUGAGGCUGUAGUUGCAACAUUCAGCUAGAGAAAACACUCAUUGUGGUCCACAGUUUUAAGUCUAAAAUAUAUACAGUACAGACUGACCAGAAACUUCUUUAAAUGAUUUAUGUUUAAAUGCCCCAUAUGCCAAAUGAACGUCUUCACAGACUGGAAGACGACCUGUGACAAAAAAUAAAUUACAAGUGGUAAAAACAUACACCAAACAUCACCAAUUGGCUUUCCCAUUUGGUGCCUAGCAAAAUGAUCUGAAUGAGUACAAGAAUGUGAUCUUAGUGUAUCUACUUUUAUGAUGUGAAAGGACAAAGUGGUCUUUGUUUGGGGUUCAUAGUUGCUUGUUUAUUGCAGAGCUAUGAUCUGAAAAAGCUUGAAGAUGUAAUGGAAAAAUCUAAUGCACAGCUUUUAUGAGAGUUCCAUAGUAAAACAAUGAAAUUGAGUGUAAAUAUUUCAGUGUUGCAUUGUUAUUCAUUAGGGAUUUUAUGGAGCUCUGUACAGUGGUACAAGUCUUGACCCUGUGUUGGGAGGGAGGUUUGAUCUUGAUACGUUCCUGGUGCAAGAGAGCAACAGAACCAAUGUCUCCUCCCUGCUGUUUAGUGAUACUGAGGAAAAUAACUGAGACAACUCAUCAGAACUCAUAUGCCUUCUAUAUGUAUGCAUGUUCUCUCCUUGUGCACAAGAUAACAAUUUUCCUAUAAAAGGUUUCUCACUUGAGUUGUUUUAGUUAAUAUUUGUUUCCCACCUGACCAGGUGGUGCUUUUAGAGCCAAAUCCAGCAUCCCUCGCUGCAGCUUCCUUUUCUGUUAUAGCGUCAAAUUUUGGAAUGCAAAUGUAAACCAUGAUAUCAGUGAUGCAUGGUGCGGAUUAUGUGCUUGCAAUGUUUAGAAUUUGUUUUUCUAUAUUGGAUGUUUUUUCUUUUUCUUGUGUAAUAAAGUAAAAGUACAAAAUCUGUA